CCAUGGUAUCCACGGUAUCCAUGGAUACCUAUAAAAGUGACAGCGGCUUCGCUUUGGUAGCCUCAACUUGGCCAGCUGCGAGAUACUAGCUACUCGACAUUCUCGAUAGUACCUACCUACCUACCUAGGGUAUCCAGUAUUACGAUCGACAUGGCGUUGGCUUUGGGGUCAGCCGGUCACCUCUUUCCAGACUGUAUCAACGGCCCAUUGGCUAGCAAUGCUGUCUGUAACAAUGCUCUUUCUAUAGGGGAUCGAGCAAGAGGUCUGGUUUCAGCCCUUGAAACUGAUGAGAAGUAUUCUCUGUUGAUCAACACCUCUCCCGGCGUUGAAAGGCUAGGACUACCUAAUUAUGAAUGGUGGCAGGAAGCACUUCAUGGCGUUGCGUCCUCCCCAGGAGUCCAAUUUGCUGACUCUGGCAACUUUUCUUAUGCAACGUCCUUCCCGCAGCCAAUCCUCAUGGGAGCUGCGUUCGAUGAUGAUCUCAUUGAGGCUGUUGCAACGGUUGUUAGUACUGAGGCACGUGCUUUCAAUAAUUUCAACAGAUCUGGGCUAGACUAUUGGACUCCAAACAUCAACCCUUAUCGUGAUCCUCGAUGGGGCCGAGGCCAGGAAACGCCUGGCGAGGACCCCUUUCACCUGAGUUCCUACGUGACAGCUCUUAUCAAAGGCCUUCAGGGUGGCGAGGACCCGGAUGUACUGAAAGUGGUCGCUACUUGCAAGCACUAUGCCGCAUAUGACAUUGAGGAUUGGAUGGGCAAUGAAAGAUAUGAAUUUGAUGCCCAAGUAAACCCCCAAGACUUGGCCGAAUAUUAUAUGCCCCCAUUCGAGGCAUGCGUACGGGCAAAUGCCGGCUCCUUCAUGUGUUCGUAUAAUGCACUGAAUGGCGUUCCAACUUGUUCUAGCUCGUAUCUUCUUCAGGAUUUACUUCGAGACCACUGGAACUGGACACGCGAAUACCAAUACGUCGUUUCGGAUUGUGACGCCCUUCAAAACGUUUACUUGCCUCACGGAUAUCGCGAUACUCGUGAAGCAUCUGCUGCGAGUUCCCUCCUUGCCGGCACUGAUCUUAACUGUGGUACUUACUAUAAUCUCCACUUGCCUAGGGCUUACGAGCAAGGCCUUAUCGAUGAAGAAGCUCUCGAUAAAGCAGUCACAAGGAUCUACUCAGCACUUAUCAAGUUGGGUUACUUUGAUUCGGCAGGCUCUAAUCCGUAUCGUUCUUUGGACUUUUCAGACGUAUUCACACCUCACGCUGAAGAUCUCGCCCGGAAAGCUGCAGAAUCAGGUAUCGUACUGAUAAAGAAUGAUGGCGCCCUUCCUCUUCAGGUCUCUACAGAGAGUAACCUUACCGUUGCCUUCAUCGGAACUUGGGCCAAUGCGACGACUGACAUGCAGGGUAACUACCAGGGUGUUGCCAAGUACCUACAUUCGCCUUACUACGCAGCCAGCCAGACGCCCAACAUCAAUGCCGUCUAUGCCGGUGUACCGGGAGAUCCGAUCACUGACGGGUACCCACGAGCCCUUGAAGCCGCCGCCGCAGCGGACGUAAUUGUUUAUGCCGAUGGCCCCACGGUGGCAACCGAGUCCGAAGAGAGGGACCGCACGCAGAUUCGUUGGUCCGGUGAGAGGAUCGACAUUAUGACACAGCUAGCCGGUCUCGGGAAGCCGUUCAUCCUGGUACAGAUGGGUGGCCAGCGCGAUGAUGCACCCUUUAUCAACAAUGACAACGUCUCGGCCAUCAUAUGGGGAGGCUAUCCGGGACAAGCAGGUGGUGAUGCUAUUAUGAACAUUCUAACCGGUAAGGUUGCGCCAGCUGGGCGUCUUCCCGUUACGCAGUAUCCAGCGAGCUACGUCGACGUGCCCAUGACCGACAUGGGCCUACGGCCAAACACGAGCACCGGCAACCCAGGUCGCACGUAUAUGUGGUAUGAUGAGGCAACGGUUCCGUUCGGCUUCGGUCUGCACUACACCAACUUUACUACCACCAUCGCGGAGCCAGAGAGCGAAGACGAUUGCGCGUGUUGGAAAAUCUCCGACCUAACGAGCGACUGCACCACCGACCACAUCGACCAAUGCCCCUUCCAAACCGUGCCCGUGGCCGUAUCCAACACCGGCUCCACGACCUCCGACUUCGUCACCCUCGGCUUCAUCGCCGGUGACCACGGCCCCGCGCCCCACCCCAUCAAGCGCCUCGUCGCGUACCAGCGCUUACACGACAUCCCGGCCGGCGAGCAGCAGACGGCGAACCUGACUCUGACGCUGGGCAGCCUCGGACGCCGCGACGAGAAGGGCAACCUCGUGCUGUACCCGGGUAACUACAGCCUGCUCAUCGAUGUACCCACGCAGACGACGUGGGACUUCUCGCUCGAGGGCGAGGAGGUCGUGUUGGAUGAGUGGCCACAGGAUACGGGGAAGUAAGGGGAACUUGGUAUGGUAGGUAGGUACCUAUCCAGGGUGUCUAGAUGAGGAGGAUAAGAAGGAUAUGGAAUGGAAUGGGUUGGUAAUUAAUAAAAAUCACGGAUGCAUAAAUGCCUAACUGAAUGA
Messenger RNA from Hypoxylon fragiforme, 2544 nucleotides. Its product is annotated as glycoside hydrolase family 3 protein. Bases 151 to 2418 code for a protein of 755 amino acids. The record is from RefSeq and is a predicted model, not a curated record. The transcript is spliced from 4 exons. Gene Ontology annotation, cellular component: plant-type cell wall. Gene Ontology annotation, biological process: arabinan catabolic process; xylan catabolic process. Lineage: Eukaryota; Fungi; Ascomycota; Sordariomycetes; Xylariales; Hypoxylaceae. Gene Ontology annotation, molecular function: xylan 1,4-beta-xylosidase activity; alpha-L-arabinofuranosidase activity.